Molecule: messenger RNA, 3038 nt
Organism: Chondrus crispus (carragheen)
Lineage: Eukaryota; Rhodophyta; Florideophyceae; Gigartinales; Gigartinaceae
Exons: 2
Coding region: 1-2892 (963 amino acids)
Biological process (GO): intracellular protein transport; endoplasmic reticulum to Golgi vesicle-mediated transport; intra-Golgi vesicle-mediated transport
Cellular component (GO): cytoplasm; COPI vesicle coat
Molecular function (GO): structural molecule activity
Source: RefSeq, a predicted model, not a curated record
AUGAGUAGUGUGAAGCUCGGCACAAUGACUUCGGCGUUGGAGCGUCAAUGCACGCUGCUGAUCCAUCAGGAUAUCGCCCCGGAAGAUGCUGACGAACUAAAGAAGCAUCUUGAAUCUGGCGACCUUGAGUCAAAGGCAGAAGCGCUGAAGCGGGCAAUUUCUAUGCAGCUCUCAGGUGAGCCAGUUCCCGGUAUGCUCAUGAUGGUUAUCCGCUACAUUCUCCCUCAUGAGGACACUCAUCUACGAAAGCUUGGGCUAUACUAUCUGGAGAUUGUUGAUAAACAUGGACCCGACGGGAAAAUGUUACCAGAGAUGAUUCUUGUGUGCAACAUGAUCAGGAAUGAGCUUGUUCAUCCCAACGAGUAUACCAGGGGCUGCGCGCUGAGGUUUGUUUGCAAAAUCCACGACGCUGAGAUCCUCGAACCUCUCAUUCCUUCUAUUCGCCAGAAUCUUGAGCAUCGCCACUCCUUUGUUCGCCGUAAUGCAGUUCUUGCAGUACACACCAUCUUCGAGAAAUUCGAGUUUCUCAUUCCGGAUGCGCCCGAACUCGUUGAGGAAUUCCUCGCUGAGGAGGGAGACCUGGCCGCGAAGCGCAAUGCAUUUGUCAUGUUGUGCCAGUCAGAUCAAGAUCGCGGUGUCAAUUAUCUCAACAACAACAUUCAGCACAUUCCCAUGUGGGGCGAGACUUUGCAGCUCUCCGCAUUGGAGCUUGUCCGUCGCGUGUGCAGAGCGAAUCCACUGGAGAAGGGCCAAUAUAUCAAGAUCAUUUUCGUGCUUCUCCAAAGCCCGUCAGCUGCAGUUGUCUAUGAAUCUGCGAACACACUCAUCUCUUUGUCAUCGGCUCCGACGGCAAUCCGAGCUGCGGCGCAAUGCUACUGCCAGUUGCUCGCCACGCAGAGCGAUAACAACAUCAAACUGAUUCUUUUGGAUCGCAUCGUAGACUUGCGAAAGUCUCAAAGUGCCGUCUUGCAGGAACUCGUUAUGGAUAUUAUGCGAGCGUUGCAAAGCCCGAACAUGGAUAUUCGGCGAAAGACUAUUGAUCUUGCGAUGGAUGUCAUCACGCGCCGCAACGUGGAGGAAGUUGUUGGUGUGCUCCGCAAAGAGCUUGUAAAAACAAUGUCUGCCGAGACUUCUCAAGAAAAGGACACGGUCAGCCAGUACAGGCAAUUGCUCAUCAAAGCGAUUCAUUCAGCGUCUGUCCGAUUCCCAGAGGUCGCUGGAACGGCCGUCUCUGUUCUUUCGGAUUUCCUUGCAGAUACCUAUGGUGAUGCCGCCACUGAUGUUAUCAUUUUCGUUCGAGAAGUUUGUGAGAGGUACGAGAACCUACGUAGUGAGGUACUGAAAAGGGUCCUGUUUAUGUUGCCGUCAAUUCGAAAUGCGUCAGUGGUGAGGGGUGCACUCUGGGUUCUUGGCUCAUAUAGUGAACAGCCGCAGGAUGUGAAAGAAGCGUUCCAAGCUGUUCUCAGCGGUGUCGGUCGUCUUCCUUUGACGAACGGCCUAGAAGAAGAUGGUGAAGGAGAGGAAGAUGAGGACGAGGUAGAAAAAGAGGCGAAACCUGCCCCGAAAUCCAAGCGACCAACGAUUCUUGCUGACGGUACCUACGCUUCCCAAAUAGCUGAAACAGAGCUUGUAACUGGAGCUGGGUCUUCGACCAACGCCGAAAAGACUGGACCACCGAUUAGAAGCUUGUUGAUGGCUGGCGAAUACGUUGUCGGUGUUGCAGUGUGCACGAUGCUCACCAAAUUGGUUCUUAGGGUCAAAUCUUACGACAACGCCCCUCCUGUGUUUGUGAACAGAGUCAGGGCUGAAGCGAUGCUUGUCUGUGCUUCUCUCUUGAAGUUUGGAAAAUCACACUACGCUCCUGUCGCGAUUGACGAUGGUUCUGCGGAGCGCAUCAUUUCUUGUAUUACGACCAUGAAUGGGGAAACGAAUGGUGACAUCUGGUUGGAGUCCAGUCGAGAGGCUUUCCACGAAGUGAUUCGUGUGAAUGAAGAGAGACAAGAAUCUGCUGCACAGGAGAAAGCGAAGAAAGAUGAGACACCCGUGGAAGAAGUAAUCGAUUUCCGCUUGCUGCGCUCACGCCGCACCACCGCCGCCACGGAAGCUGAUGUAGAUGUGGAUGAAAUGGCCUUGACCUCGGCAACCACCGGAUCUAGCACCUCGCAAGGUUUCCAGCUCUCUCGCAUCACUCAAUUAACUGGUAUGAGUGAUCCUGUCUAUGCCGAAGCCCACAUAACAGUGCAUCAGUACGAUAUUAUCUUGGAUGUCUUGGUCAUCAACACUACAAAUGACACCUUGCAAAAUCUAACUCUGGAGUUGGCGACAAUGGGUGAUUUAAGGCUUUGUGAGCGCCCUCAGUCAUACACUCUCGGCCCAGGAGACCGGAAAACUAUUCGUGCGAACAUCAAGGUGUCCUCAACUGAAACGGGUAUCAUUUUUGGAAACAUUGUGUACGAUGUGGCUGGUGCGGGGUCCGCUUCAGGCUGUGUAAUCCUGAAUGACAUUCACGUGGAUGUAAUGGACUACAUCGAACCCGGAGAAGUGAGUGACACAGACUUCCGAUCGAUGUGGGCAGAAUUUGAAUGGGAGAACAAGGUUGCAGUCAACACGACUUGCAAGGACCUCUCGCAGUUUUUGGACUUCGUCACGGAAUGCACAAACAUGCGCUGUCUGACACUGCGUGGAAUUGAAGAGGAGAGUGGAUACCUUGCAGCAAACCUGUAUGCGCGGUCUGUAUUUGGGGAAGAUGCGCUUGUGAAUCUAAGUGUGGAAAAAGCACCAGACGGUUCGCUUGCUGGAUACAUUCGCAUUCGCAGCAAAACCCAGGGUAUCGCACUCAGCCUCGGUGACAAAAUUACCUUAAAACAAAGCCAGAAACAAGGGCCGAAGUAAAGUAAUGUAUCUCUUCGUGUAGUACUAUCUUUACCAUUUUCACCAGCGAGCAUCACUUCAUCUCGUGUCCUUCUCUUCCCUACAUUCAAUCUCAUUUGCUAUCUCUCAUAAAAUAACUGUGACGUCCGCAGAGCAUUCGACAGCGU